AUGGACGAAAUGGAAGGCUUUCUUUCUGCUCAACCUGAAAGGAUAUUCCCUUUACAUACUACUCAUACUCCCAACUUCUUGGGGUUAACCAUAAACCGAGGAUUGCAAUUUUGGAAGAAUGAUUCAAAUUAUGGCAAGGGUGUGAUAAUUGGCAUUGUGGACACUGGGGCUUUUCCUGAUCAUCCUUCGUUCAGCGACGAUGGUGUUCCUCCUCCACCGGCUAAAUGGAAAGGCAAAUGUGAGUUCAAGAAGACAGAGUGUAAUAACAAGCUAACUGGGGCAAGAGGUUUACGAAGUUCCAAUACAUCUGAGCCAUCAUAUGACAAGGAAGGCCAUGGAAGCCACACAGCAAGCACAGCCACUGGAAACUUUGUGAAAGGAGCCAAUGUGUCUGGAAAUGCUAAAGGCACAGCAGUUGGCAUUGCUCCUCAUGCUCAUUUGGCCAUUUACAAAGCUUGCGCCGAGAGACGUUGUAAGGAGACUGACAUUUUGGCUGCAAUUGAUGCUGCUGUUGAAGAUGGUGUGGAUGUUCUGUCCAUCUCCUUGGGCGAUUCCAGAGUCCAACAAACACCUUUCUAUAAAGAUACAAUCGGAUUGGAUGCGUUAACAGAAACCUCCAUUUCUACCGAGGGGUUCAUAUAUUUGUUCAACCAAUAG
Molecule: messenger RNA, 657 nt
Organism: Ziziphus jujuba (common jujube)
Lineage: Eukaryota; Viridiplantae; Streptophyta; Magnoliopsida; Rosales; Rhamnaceae
Product: subtilisin-like protease
Exons: 2
Coding region: 1-657 (218 amino acids)
Biological process (GO): proteolysis
Molecular function (GO): serine-type endopeptidase activity
Source: RefSeq, a predicted model, not a curated record